AGGUGGAAAAGCGGGGAGGAGGAGCGUCGCGCUUCGGUUCCGCCUGCUGUCGGGCUACUGGCCUACCUGGCCAGGCCUCUUCCUAGCCACCCGCCAUGGCGUCGGAGGGACCGCGGGAGCCCGCGGGCGAGGGCAUCAAGUUGUCAGCAGAUGUCAAACCAUUUGUCCCUAAAUUUGCUGGGUUCAGUGUGGCAUGGUCAGAGUCUUCAGAAGCACGCGUUUUUCCCAGCUGUGCAGCCACGACAUACUAUCCAUGUGUCCAGGAACUAGCAGUGCCUGAACAGAAACUCUAUGCUGAAGAUAUGGCUUUUGGAGCUUCAACUUUUCCACCUCAGUAUUUAUCUCCUGAGAUCCCUCUUCAUCCGUAUGCCUGUUCUCCUUACACCCUGGAGUCGUCACAAAAUGUUUGCCCGGUGCCUGGCUCCCAGUAUGAUUACAACCAACCCAGUUGUUUCAGAGGUUUUCAAACCGUGAAGCCACGAAACGAGCACAUGUGCCCUCUCCCGCAAGACACAAAAGCUCUGUUUAAGAAGAAAACCUGUGAUGAGCCAAAGUUUGACACUAAGAAGACUGAUGGACCUAUAUCAUCUGAUUUAAAAUCAGUUAAAAGUUCACCUCGUAUGUCCAUUCAUGCUGAGAACAGUUUGAAAUCAGAUGGUUAUUAUAAACGAACAGACAGGAAAUCCAGAAUCAUUGAAAAAAGUGGAUCUGCCUCCAAACCUGAGUUUGAAUUUACCAGGUUGGAUUUUCCUGAACUGCAGGGUCGAGAGAACAGUGAGAUACCAGAGAUACAAAAGCAGCUCAAGUGGGGGCCGUUACGCUCUGCCUCUACUGACGUUCCUCUUCUAAGAGAAGUGGGGAAACCUGCUGCGGUGUUAGCAGAGGGUGAAAUAGUGGUGAGGAAUAAUAAUCGGACCGAAUCUGUAACUGAUAAUGCUGCUACCCGUCGCUCUUCAUGUACGAGAGAAUUAUCUUGGACACCAAUGGGUUAUGUUGUUCGGCAGACAUUAUCUACAGAACUGUCACCAGCCCCUAAAAAUGUUACUUCCAUGAUAAACCUAAAGAUGGUUGCUUCAUCAGCAGAUCCUAAAAAUGGUAGUAUGUCAUCUUCUGAAGUUUUAUCUUCGGAGCCUUCGUACAAAGAGAAACAUGUUGUCCAUCCUACUAAAAAGUCCAGAGCAUCACAAGGUGACGAUCCUGAGCAAAAUGAAGCCUCAAGGAAGAAUAAGAAAAAGAAAGAAAGGUCUAAAUCGAAAUAUGAAGUCCUGACAGUUCAAGAGCCACCAAGGAUUGAAGAUGCCGAGGAGUUUCCCAAUCUGGCAGUUGCAUCUGAAAGAAGAGACAGAGUAGAGUCACCGAAAUUUCAGUCUAAACAGCAGCCACAGAAUAAUUUUAAAAGUAGUGGAAAGAAGAGCCAAAUUCCAGUACAGUUGGAUUUGGGAGGAAUGCUAACCGCAUUGGAAAAGAAGCAGCACUCCCAGAAUGCAAAGCAGUCCUCCAAACCAGUGGUGUUCUCAGUUGGGGCGGUGCCUGUCCUCUCCAAAGACUCCAUGUCAGGGAAGAAGGGCCACCGCUUUGGCCAGGUGAAGACCCCGCACAACCCCUUAGACUCCAGCGCCCCCCUGAUGAAGAAGGGGAAGCAGAGGGAGGUCCCCAAGGCCAAGAAGCCAACCUCGUUGAAGAAGAUUAUUUUGAAAGAGCGGCAGGAGAGAAAGCAGCAGCGUCUCCAAGAAAAUGCUGUGAGCCCAGCUUUUGCCAGUGACGAUGUGCAAGAUGGAGAGAGCGGUGGUGACGACCAGGCCCUCGGGCAGCCUGACCCCUCAGGGGGAACGGAAGAGUUGGUGUCCUGUGCUUCCGUGGCAGAGAGCAAGUCAGAAGACCGGCUGGGAGCUGAGCCCCAGAAGGAGGUGGAGGCCUGCCCCAAGAUCCACAGCCGGCGGUUCAGGGACUACUGCAGCCAGAUGCUCAGUAAAGAAGUUGACGCUUGUGUUACGGACCUGCUGAAAGAGCUGGUUCGUUUCCAAGAUCGUAUGUACCAGAAAGAUCCAGUCAAGGCCAAGACCAAACGCCGACUUGUGCUGGGGCUGAGGGAAGUUCUCAAACAUCUGAAGCUCAGAAAGUUGAAAUGCGUCAUCAUCUCCCCCAACUGUGAGAAGAUACAGUCGAAAGGUGGGCUGGACGACACCCUGCACACCAUCAUUGACUACGCCUGUGAGCAGAACAUCCCCUUUGUGUUUGCUCUCAACCGCAAAGCUCUGGGGCGCAGUCUGAACAAGGCUGUUCCUGUCAGCGUGGUGGGGAUCUUCAGCUACGACGGGGCCCAGGACCAGUUCCACAAGAUGGUCGAGCUGACGAUGGCGGCCCGGCAGGCGUACAGGACCAUGCUGGAGAAUGCGCGCUGGGAGCUGCCGGGAGAGCCUGGGCGCCUCGCACCCGCGAGCCCGCCCACGCAGGGCCCCAGCUGCUCUGCAGAGGACAGACCCCUGGCCCCUGCCGGAAAAGAGGAGCCACACUACAUUGAAAUCUGGAGAAACCAUCUGGAAGCAUACACUCCACGUGCCCUGGAACUGGAGGAAUCGCUGGAGGCUUCGACCUCUCAGAUGAUGAACUUGAAUUUAUAAGAAGAGUUCUUUUCCUGUGUGUUUGUGUAUUGGGGGUAAGGGGGCGGGGGCUGAAAGACUUCGGGGUCUUUUUCUUCUUCUCAGUUCUUCGUUGACCUAGUGUGUGUUUUGUAUGACUGUUUAAUUGGGAAAUUAACCAGCGGUGUUCGUAGGCAUCCAAAAGCUGCGAGUCCCAUGGACAGGCACUUGGUAUGCUGGCGGAAACCUUUUCACCAAGCCUCGGGAUGUAGCCUUGGCCCUGUGAGUGCAAUAUGAGUCUGGAAAAUGCUGGAAAAGGUGGUACUCGGAGUACUCUGCUGCUAAGGGAGCGUCUCUCCAUUGCAGAGUAGCUGAGCCAAGUCAGUUUGUGGAAAGCAGCGGGGGGCCGAGGUGAUGUGGCUGGGCGGCAGCGGGGUUCCAGCCUGACGUUCCCAGUCCCGGUGACGGCACAGCCCUGCAGAAGCCGCUGGACGGGCGCUGCGGGAACCAGUGUCAGCACAGGAGCAGCGGCGGGGGGAGGGGUGCCUUUCUCAGGUUGUGGCUUUUCAGCCAGAAGAUUCGGGGGUACUUGGAGGGUUUGCUAAAAUGAGCCUCAGGAGGAAAAUCGGUUCUCUAACCUGUGACCUUUUGACAUAAAUUAUUCCUCUUAUUAUUUUGCAAAGAAACAAAUGUAUAUUGAAGUUUCUAAAUUUCGGUUUUCAUAAUCUACAAAUAUUUUCUUUCUCUUGUAAGUGAACAUAUUUUGAAUGUGGUUUCUAUCUUAGAGGCCAGAAGGAUAGAAGUUUACUUUCAUAUUUUCCUGUAAGUAAGAGGGCUUAUUUAUUUUGAAUAAAGAGUGAUUAUUUAAUUUCA
Mesoplodon densirostris (Blainville's beaked whale) is the source of this 3452-nucleotide messenger RNA. It is a transcript of the gene SECISBP2, whose product is annotated as SECIS binding protein 2. NCBI's taxonomy places the organism in Eukaryota, Metazoa, Chordata, Mammalia, Artiodactyla, Ziphiidae. Gene Ontology annotation, molecular function: ribonucleoprotein complex binding; mRNA 3'-UTR binding; selenocysteine insertion sequence binding. Gene Ontology annotation, biological process: selenocysteine incorporation. Gene Ontology annotation, cellular component: ribonucleoprotein complex. Bases 96 to 2621 code for a protein of 841 amino acids. The record is from RefSeq and is a predicted model, not a curated record. The transcript is spliced from 17 exons.